Spodoptera exigua (beet armyworm) is the source of this 7860-nucleotide messenger RNA. NCBI's taxonomy places the organism in Eukaryota, Metazoa, Arthropoda, Insecta, Lepidoptera, Noctuidae. The record is from the annotation of a GenBank genome assembly.
CAAAGAACCAUGUCCAUGUAAUCAACUGCAUCGAAAUCGAAAAAAAGUAACGUCAGUAGCAAUGGUCGUGAUCGCUACGAAGGGGAGUGUUUUUAAUUUCUAGUGAUUUUCAGGUCAGUAUAGUUGUAAUAUACAACGGUUUGAUUAAAUCGUGUAUUAUUUUAACCAUACAAUAAGUGUGAAAGUAUCCGAAUGGUGUAUCAAUGAUUUCCUUGCGAUGUACAUUGUGUAUUUAUUUCUGACCGGGUUAUUUAGAAAUAAAGUGUCGAGUUCCUAAAACGAAUUACACAUUUGAAGACAAAAUUUGAGCCCCUUCAAGAUGAAUAGGGGCGUCCGCGUCGAGCCGACGCCGCCAGAAUGCGCGCUGGCGGCCGAGAUGUUCGACCACUUCUGCUCGGCGGGCACCAUGAAGCAGAUCCUCGCGCUACACAGGGAGAUCUGCAACACGCUCAACCUCAAACCCAACAGACUGCCAGACUUCUACCCGAAACUCAAGGCGAAACUAGCAAGUUCAUGGAAAGCGCAAGCGUUAUUCAAGAAAUUCGAUGCCCGAGCCAACCACAAAGUGUACGCGAAGGGCAGAGCGUGUGUCUCAGGCAAGGUGCUCAUCAUCGGUGCAGGACCUUGCGGCCUGCGAGCAGCAAUAGAAUGUCAGCUCCUUGGUGCCAAAGUUGUCGUGAUAGAGAAACGUGACAGAAUGUCUAGGAACAACGUGCUGCACUUAUGGCCGUUCGUGAUCCAAGAUCUGAGGGCGCUCGGUGCGAAGAAGUUCUUCGGCAAGUUCUGCGCCGGCUCCAUAGACCACAUCAGUAUCAGGCAGCUACAGUGUAUACUUAUGAAGGUGGCGUUGCUACUAGGAGUAGAGUUACACGAAGGAGUCAGUUUCGAAGAAUUAUUAGAGCCUAGGGUUGCCGAGAAUUCAGAAACACUGGGUUGGAGAGCGCGCGUCUUGCCAUCAGACCACGUGGUAUCGCAGUACGAGUUUGACGUGCUCCUCGGAGCCGACGGCAAGAGGAAUACGCUGCAUGGGUUCAAACGCAAGGAGUUUAGGGGGAAGCUGGCUAUGGCCAUCACCGCCAACUUCAUCAACAGGCAUACGGAGCAGGAAGCAUCGGUACCAGAAAUCAGCGGUGUCGCGUUCAUAUUCAACCAGAAGUUCUUCAAAGAGCUGUACGAAGUGACGGGCAUCGAUCUGGAGAACAUUGUGUACUAUAAGGACGACACGCAUUACUUCGUUAUGACUGCCAAGAAGCACAGCCUGCUCGACAAAGGGGUGCUACUCAAUGAUUAUAAUGAAGUAUCACGUCUGUUGAGCGUGGAGAACGUAGACCGCGCAGCUUUGAUGCGGUACGCGCAAGAAGCGGCGCGGUUCUCAACGGACGGCCGCCUUCCGCUGCGGGACUUCGCCCUCAACCACUACGGAGAGCCUGACGUUGCGCUCUUUGACUUCACCUCUAUGUACGCCGCUGAAAACGCCAGCAUGGUAUACGAGCGUCACGGUCGGCGCUUGUUGUGCCAACUGGUUGGAGACAGUUUGCUCGAGCCGUUUUGGCCGACUGGCUCGGGUUGUGCUCGAGGUUUCCUGUCGGCGCUAGACGCUGCCUGGGCCGUCAGAGCGUGGGGCCAGACUCCAGCACCGCAUCCACUCGAAGUUAUAGCCGAAAGAGAGUCUAUCUAUAGACUUCUAGCUCAAACGACUCCGGAGAAUCUGCACCGUGACUUCGGUGCGUACACACUAGACCCGGGUACGCGCUACCCGAACUUGAACCGGGCAGCGGUGACGCCGCACCGCGUCACUUCCUUUUACGACUCCGAUGAACCGUUACCAUUGGAUGCCGCACCCACUGCCAGGAAGAGACGGAGAGAAGCAGAAGUGUCGGAGGAAGCGUUGGUGUCGUGGGUGGCGUGGUCGGAGCCGGGUAUCAGGGCGGCGUCGAGUCCUGCGGCCCUCACUGAGCUACUGCGCCGCUACAGACCAGACUUGCUCCCCUCCACAACUGUUCCCAGAGCCGUCUACCAUAUCCUACAACAGGAGUUUGGCAUAGCCCCGUUCUCAUCAGGCGGUUCGUUAAGAGACGUGCCCGAUGCAAAGCUUCGUUCGUACUUGACGCGCGUGUACAACGCGUUCAAAGGGGAAGUGCCGCACGUCCACCAUGAGACCGAUGUCUUUGAUCAGAUCAAACAGAGCAUGCAGAAAGAGAAACACGUUCGCAACAUAGAACACCCUGUAUCUGUAUACACAAACGCGGCCGACGCCGACAAAUCACACUCGAGCUACAGAAAGAAACGGCGCUCGGUACGUCCCCAACAAGUAAGUAACGAUCCCGCCGAGUACAUUCGCAAAAAGAUCGGCAAACUAGACCUUAACGACAUCACACAGCUCGCGCGCCUCAUUGAGGGCCACGACGCCGUCACCGACACUGACACACAGACAGACAAACAGAAAGAACUACAGGAACAAAUAUUGGCGCUCCUCGACCCCGAGGAGUCGCCCGACCCCAAGGUUCUCAGGCAAUCUCUAGCGCAGCUCCUGCAGGGCUCCACUAAGACCAGGGUUCAGGAACCAACACAAUUAGCGCAUUUCUUCCAAGAAGAAGUUGCUAAACCCGUGAAGCCAUCGCGGAGGCUGAAGGGCCUCGACAUCAACAGCAUGCGGAUACCAGAUUACUCAAUGUUUGAUGAUUCUCCCGACACGGAUGCCACGGUCGUCAAAGUGGAAGCUAAGAAGACUUUCAGCAGGUCGCUGUCGACGGAGAGCGCCAAAAAACCACAAUAUCCGUCUUCUUCGUCUAUUGACGGUGCGGGGAAGUUUGCUAGGUCUUCUGAGAGCCCGUUACCGCAGAAAGGUAGGAGACUGUCAGAUGUUGUAAACACUAGUAGAAUUAGGCAUUCCCAGAGUCCAGAAGUUAAGGUACCUUAUAAGAGAUCGAACUCGAUAGGCGCAUCUGAAAUAGCCAACACUAAGCGAAUCGCUCAGUUGUUCGAGGGCCACAAGAGGCGACAUACACCUAGCCCGGAGUCCAGAUCUAUCCGUUCAGGCUCAACUACAAACCCUGAGAUGGCCCUACGCUUACAACGUAUGACAGAAAUCAUUGAAGGCAAGCGACGAGACACUCCGUCUCCAGACAGACGGGACAAAAAAGAAUGUAUCGGAACCCCGGAGAUGGCAGUGCGGCGCCAGAGGGUGGUUGACCUCAUCAAGCAGGGGCAAGGAUUGGGCCAGGAACAUAAGCAGCGGCAGCCUCCAGAUAUACCACAACGACGAAACAGCGACGAGAUGGCGUUUAGAAUGCAGAGAGCGUCUGAUAUGAUGCAGAAAAGAAGUGCCGAGUCGAAGAGGCCUAAGACAGGGCGGCGUAAGGCCGCGCGGGAGAUAACAAAACAGCGUUUUGAGAAAAGUCUACAGAUGUUAGCGGCAGAGCGUCGCCUGGACUUCGCGCCCUCAGCCGACCUGGAGAAUGACUACGGGUUGCAGCAGUACCGCGCUAGUGCGCCGGACUUCGACGAGAGAGUCAAGAAGUUGGAGAAGAAGCUGCAGCACUAUGAGGAAGGUCGUAUCGUCGGCGGCGGUGGAAGAACCGCAGGCGGCGGUGCCAGAGUCGCCCGUUUAGCUGCAGAGCUCAGCGGUACCUCAACAAACACAACCACACCCCGCCCUUCAUCCAAACCCAAGGACUUGAUGCGAUCUGUCGGCAAAAUAGAGAGGGAUGAUUGGAACAUGAAGGAAAUUGAACGGAAGAUCAUGGAGAACAGACUCGGCAGGCCCGAGCCUAAAACCGCUGAACGAGUGCCUAAGUGGGAUCGAGAACAGUUUCUGGGAAGGCAGCGCAAGUUAAAAGAGGGUGAAGGCAACGAAGAGAAAUGGGUAGAGAUCGACGAAACGUUACACAAACUCGACCAGAAACUCAAGGACUCCGGCAGACCUGACCAGGGAACGAAGAAGGUUGCGAAUUUGGCGACCAAGUUCGUCAAGAAACAACCUGAAGCCGAAAUGUCGAAGACUCCGCCGAAAGAAACAUCGAAAGAAGACUCGAAGAAGAGUUGGCGCGGCCCUGCUUUCACGGGCAUGCAGUGUGCAGCGUGUGGUACUCGCGUGUUCGCGGCAGAGGGCGUCACUGCCGACGGGCUGCAUCUCCACCGCGCCUGCUUCCGAUGCGCCGUCUGCAAGACUGUGCUUAGACCCGGUAACUACACAAUGGAGCGCUACGGUAGCCGGCUAGUCUGUCUCCGGCACUCCGGAGUGAGUGUACCUGAUGCCGUGGCCGCAGUGACUGCCCUCGCGAACGCUCGCAGUCAUCCUCCCCCUCCUACUCCUGAGAGGAUUAGUCUGGAACUAUCUGAUAGUGGUGCUAGAGAGAUCGAUGAGGAUGAAUGGACUGAUAGAAACUUCUUGGCGUCUGAGACCUCGUGCGCUGGGGGACUAAGUGACGAGGAGGAGUCCAGUUCGGACGAGUACACGGACGCGGGCGACAGCGACAAUGGAGUGGCCGCCUCCCCCGAACCUCAAGUGGCCGCCCCCCGACCCGCGCAUUCUGAACUAUACUUCUCCGACGACUCCUUCGGCUAUGACGACUAUUCGGAUGAUGGAGCGGAAUCAUCAGGCAACGAGUCCUGUUCUCGCAUGCGAGCGGCGCGCGAGGCUCGGCGGCGCGAGGUCCCGGCGGACGCGCGGCCCCCGACCGACAGCAGCGAGGUGGAAUCUGAGGAGGAGAGCGAGUCCAGCGACGAGGAAGUGUCCUCGGCCACCGAGGUGUCGACGGACAGCGAGUUCGCGCGGGAGGAGGUAGCGCCUGCGCCCUCCCCGCCCGCUAUACUAGUGACCGAGGCCACGCCCCCCGCGCCUCCGCCCCCACAGGAGUACCCGCUCAGCCGCACCCGCUCGGCCGGCGGACUCGCCACCAAACGCGCUCUGGAACUCAAACGACGGUACCUGCUCGGGGAGCCCUCGCCCCCAGCCGUCAGGAAGUCGGACUCCACCUCCCAAAUAGACACCAAGUUUGAAGCCUUUAGAUCUACCAUUACAGAGUUCCAGAAAAUGUUACACCCUGCACCCGCACCCACUCAGCAGCCUCAACCACAGAAACCAGUAGUAACCUUCCAGCUAUCGACUGAGGAUAAGAAGUCACAGCCGAUGCCUGACAUUAUUAAGAACCUUGUCGCCGAUGCACCAGUCGAUCUGCUCACCAAAGUAGAUGCACCUCUCAUCAAAGAUUGGAGGUCAGAAUCGACGAAGGAUGAGAAGGAUCCGGACUUGGAUUCAGACUCGUUGUCUGAGGAUGACUCGUCCCACACAGAGACGGCUCCCAAUCAGUCGGUGCCUCGUCUCGAGGUGCACGACGAGGGCGGAGAGCUGAUACAGCUGGACAGUCUCAUGUUAAUCAAUAACAGCACCGAGGACGAGAAGGCGUCUGGCACAGCCACUGCGACCGGCACUACUAUCGUCGCGGCGGCUGAGUCAGAGUCUUCAGAGUCUGGUCGCGACGCCACCACUCUGGCGCUCACGGAGACAGAACUCUCCGACUGGGCGGCUGAAAGUGCAGUCUUAGAUGACUGUGGCUUCGACGACAAGAAGGAAAGAAAGCGGAGUAAGAACCCUAGAACUUUAAGCGGACCUAAACUAGUGCACGACGCCAAAAACAUCGCCGCGGUCGCGUCCCACGUAUGUGGGAGGAGCAGUCCUGUCGAGGCAGUCGUCUAUUCUAACGCCUUAGAACACUUCGAGUUUGCUGACGAAGGAGAUCAAGACCCCUCACUAGAGACUCCCGUCACUCCGAAGAACGAGGGUUACAUGGAACUAGUUGACAAUGACUACGAUGCCUAUUCGCCGGGCAACGACCGCUCUAUGAACUUUAUCGAGAGGAGUUUUUCUGAAACCGUUUUCAAGCCAGCCAGCCAAGAAAACAGCUACAGACAGAACUUAUGUCCUAUUGAUUUGGAUGACAUAGAAGAUAUCGAUGCAGAUACGGAACCUUUAGACUUGAAGUCUCCGCAACUGCUGAAAUCGGUCGAGAAUGAUGUUAGUGAGAAAUCCAAUAGCGACAGCUUGCCGAAAAGUGAAAGUAUACACAAAAGUGAUAGCUUACAUAAAAGUGACAGCUUACAGAAAACUGACAGUUUACUGAAAACGGAUAGCUUGCUGAAAACUGAUAGCUUACUAAAGACUGACACGAUGAGUAUGCAGAGAAGUGACAGUAUUUUCAAAAGUGAGAGUGUACAAGUAGAUAAUAGUUCAGAACCGAAGAUAGAAAAUAAAAUAGAAACAUUAAGUUUAUCAGAAAUAUCGCCGCCAUUAGAGAAAGACAAAGUUGUGGACACGGAGCCAUCCGAGGUGUCACCGCCACUAGUACCUGAUACUCCUAAGGUGAAGCUCCCGAUGAGUAUUCCGUUCUCGGGGCCGUGCACCAUUCGGCUGUACUCGCCCGCCAUCUGUCGGUCGGCCAGCGAGACGUUCAACAGGUCCACGUCUAGGAGCACGGACUCACCGACGCGGAGCUUCGAGUUAUCUGUGUCAAUCAACCUGAGCUCGGGCUCACUGUCGCCAGUGAGUCCCGUGCCUGCCCGUGACACGACUGAUAAGGUACAGCAGAUUAAGAGGGAACAAGAGGAGCAGACAGAGGUUGUGAGGAGAUUGGUGCUGGAGAGGUUGGGAAGCGUGCCUAAAGCUAGCCGGAAGUCGGUGAAGCGAUCGCGGGCGUCACCGGCUGCGGUGCCGCCCCCCGUCCCUCCCCCACCGAUACUGCCGGCUCCGCCCACGCCGCCUCCACCCCGCCCCGCACCUCCUCUUAUGCCUUUGCCCGUGACGUCUUCCUUCUCAGAUCCCGAGCUAGCUCGUGAGAGGAGAAGCAAGAGCAUCAUGAAAAGCAUUUCAAAUUACCUGAACCGGAGGCUGGGACCUCGACAUAAGUCGUACUCGGACCCGGAUCUCCAGUGGCACGAGCCGCAAAUACUGUCGAACGCUCACAAGUCCACGGGGGCUUUACAAGAAGCUCCCCCAGUGCCCCCACCACCGGCCAGUUACUGUCCGCCAGUGGAACACCGCCCCACGCAUAGAGUAGCAGCAGGGCCGAGUAGCAGCGCGGUUGAUGUCGACGAGAGAGACGCCAUGCAGCUCUGGUUCGAGGCGAGAUGGGCUCGCCUCGUGGCACAGCGCCGUGCGCGAGAGGAACCGCGUGACGAACCCACUGCUCGACGCCUAGCGCGGCUCGAACGACGAUUGACACGACCUCUGUCUGCGGAGCAGCAGGCGGCGACGGUAGCGGAACUAGUGCAGGUCUCCGCUCAGAGAGACGCACACCAAGCCCUCAUGGCGGCCGAUAGGAGGCGAAGUGCCGGCGGCAGUGUUGGCGAUUAAACCGCUAAUUAAGCAUCGCUUAGCGUUAAUCUUUGUGAUCACUACAUAUACACACUAAACGUGAAAUUAACAUUAUAAAAUAAACGCAAUAAUAAAGAACUACAAAUCAGUAGAAUAUUAUACACCUUUCAUAUAAAAAAUGUUAAUUUCCAGUUUAUUAUAUUCAUCGUUACUGAUAUAUUUAUUUGAUCAUUAAAUCACGGAAUAAAAGUACCUACAUUAGUAUAUAGAAUAUAGGAAUAUAAAGUAUCUACGUUAUUAUAUCCGUUCGUUUCUCUUUUUGUUAAGUAUCUGGACAUUGCUGAUGUGUUAGGGACGAAACAGUAAAAAUAUAAUUCACAGGUAUGCUAAAUUCAACCUUAUUGUGGUUUGUGUUUGAAUGAUUUUGCGGUGCUGAGUACAGAUGUUUUAUCACGUUAGGUUUUUUAGAAGAUACGCGUGGCAAUGUAGUUGUGAUUUAGUAUUGUGGGCGCUGAUCAUCUACCUUCAGGUAAUCUGUCGGCUUUUUG